This is a messenger RNA of Ilyonectria robusta, 1221 nucleotides long. RefSeq lists its product as uncharacterized. The record is from RefSeq and is a predicted model, not a curated record. Gene Ontology annotation, molecular function: lipid binding. Gene Ontology annotation, cellular component: ERMES complex; endoplasmic reticulum. Bases 1 to 1221 code for a protein of 406 amino acids. Gene Ontology annotation, biological process: phospholipid transport; mitochondrion organization. The transcript has 2 exons. NCBI's taxonomy places the organism in Eukaryota, Fungi, Ascomycota, Sordariomycetes, Hypocreales, Nectriaceae.
AUGACGCUUGAUACUUGUCCUCCACCUUCGGAACCGACACUCUCGUUCACACAGGGCCUUAUUGUCGGGCAGCUCUCAGUCGUCCUGGUCUUGGCCGCAUUCAUCAAGUUUUUUAUCUUCGGUGACCCGCCAUCUCCCGAUGUCACUGCCUCAUUGAGGGCCACGGAGCGCAGGUCAAGGACGCUCACUCACAAGCGUUCUCUCUUAAGUCUAAGGUCGCCCAGCGUCCGCAAGGGCAGCCAAACCCUGAACCGCAAAAAGUCGAGUGUCCUUCGCAACCCACCCGCGUUGACCAUUGGGUCGAUCCUGAGCAAGACGUACUACAAUGUCGACAGCCAUCAGCCAGAGAGCCUGGACUGGUUCAACGUCCUCGUGGCCCAGACCAUUGCGCAGUUCCGCAGUGAUGCUCAACACGACGAUGCCAUUCUCAACUCCCUCUCCAAAGCCCUGAACGGGACCUCGCGGCCCGAUUUUGUCGAUGAGAUCCGUGUUACGGAGCUGAGCCUCGGCGAGGAUUUCCCCAUUCUCAGCAACUGUCGCGUCAUCCCCGUCGAUGAAGAUGGUAUGAGUCUUGGCAACGGAAAGAAGUUUGACCCUGCCACGGCGGCGCGAGACGGCACCCGCCUCCAGGCCCGAAUGGACGUCGACCUAAGCGACAUGCUCACCCUCGCCGUCGAGACGAAGCUCUUGCUCAACUACCCCAAGAAGCUAUCCGCCGUAUUGCCCGUCGCCUUGGCCGUCUCGGUGGUGAGGUUCAGCGGCACGCUAUCCAUCUCCUUCAUACCUAGCAAUCCCUCACAGUCCACUCCUACUAUGAUGGCAUUUAACUUCCUUGACGACUACCGGCUAGACUUCUCGAUCCGAAGUCUUCUGGGCAGCCGAUCCCGGCUCCAAGACGUCCCCAAGAUUGCACAACUUGUCGAAUCACGCCUUCAUCGAUGGUUUGACGAGCGGGCUGUCGAGCCGCGAUUCCAGGAAAUCGCACUGCCGAGCUUGUGGCCGCGGAAGAAGAACACCAGGGGGCCAGACGAAGCGAUGGCUGAUACUGCUGCCUCUAUGAGCCGGUCCAAGAGCAGGGAAGUUGGGCGGGAUCCUCGAGAGGAAGGGCGCAAGGAAUCCACAGGCGAUGCUGAGGCGACACUCAGACAUCGGCGGAGAGUGAGGGACGAAGAAGACUUUCAGAUGCCGGGAUCUAUGCCGGGCCUUCAGAUGGAGAUGUAA